This is a messenger RNA of Penicillium mononematosum, 6069 nucleotides long. Its product is annotated as C50 family peptidase. The record is from RefSeq and is a predicted model, not a curated record. Bases 1 to 6069 code for a protein of 2022 amino acids. The transcript has 4 exons. Gene Ontology annotation, molecular function: cysteine-type endopeptidase activity; protein binding. Lineage: Eukaryota; Fungi; Ascomycota; Eurotiomycetes; Eurotiales; Aspergillaceae. Gene Ontology annotation, cellular component: nucleus; mitotic spindle pole body; mitotic spindle. Gene Ontology annotation, biological process: meiotic chromosome separation; proteolysis.
AUGGCGGUUACCGUCUUACCGGCCAGCUCUUUAACAGAGUCCGUGAAACAGGCCCUCCGCUCAACGACAACAUGCUCGGAUGCUACCGUGUUGUCCCUCCAAACACUCCUCCGCGGGUCGCCAAAGACGCCCGAGAAACCCACGAAACGCACAAAAUCCACAAGAGAACCAACUGCAGCGCCGAGUCGAACGAGAACAUCCCGUGCAACAAAGACAAAACCUGCAAACGAUGCGGCGCUGCAAUCAUUGGCCGAUCACGAUGCGGUGGCACUGUCAUGUCAGGAGAAGCUGGUCUUUGCUACGGAGGUAUUCAAUGCCACAUUAAAGACCCUCACAGAUGCCGCAAAGAUAUCUACAGCCAAACGCCAGAAUAAUACCACCGAUACUGCCAGUGGUCCCGACGCGGGCAUCGUCUCGGCUGCGGAGUGCGCCAGACUUUCUUUGUCCACACUGCGCACUCUUAAGAAUGAGGCUGGGAACGACCAGUUCCCGAACAUGCAGCUCGAGCAGGGACUGUGUGUACUCGCGGGAAAGCUUAUUUCCCUGGGACUGAACGACCUGGCAUACAAAGAGCUUCGACUUUUGAAGCGGAGAAUCCAACAAUAUCUUGAUAACGGGAAGGCCGGGAAGAAGACCGCGGAAGCGAAGGAUGCGACGGAAGAAGAAGCUUCGAAAGAACGGAUGUCAGAUCUGCUGACAUUCGCUCACAUCUCGAACGGGAAAUCGCUGUACGGCUUGCUUGUUCCCUUCCACUCGAAUGUGAUGCGGUUAUUCGCUGCGGAUAGAAGAGCCUCCACAAUCCAGAAGGUGUACCCUUCUUUGCAACUUUCCGAUUCGAGCAGCCCUGCUCAAAUAAUUUUGGCUGCCUUGAAGUCGGGUCACCUGUCGAAUGACAAAGCUGCUCUCCAACUCCAGCUAUUAUCAAAUACAGUUCUAUCGCUUUGCUCGGGAACAUCUUUCUCGAAGGAUGAGUCCUCCUAUAGUUUGAAGCCUACGACGUCAUUGGACUUGCAACUACUUUCCCUCGAGGUUCGAUGCCUGAGCUGGAAACUGUCCGGUCAUGUCUGUGAUGAGAGCAAAGAAGUGUUCGAUCCUUUGCUUCGCUAUUUUGGUAGCUUUUCUCACCGGAGCAAAAGCGUUGAGAAAUCCGAAUUUGCUUCAAUCUAUAAAACAGUUACCCGGCUGCAAACAUCCAUUGCAGAGGUCAAGAAGAAGUCCUCAGAAACACAGAAUGCCCACCAGGCUGCCAAGCUCAUGACUAUCCUCGGGCAGCUCGCUUUCGACGCGGGUUGUUUUGAUGAAUCUAUGAGGCUGUUCACACAAGCCGUCAAUCCUCUCUCAAAAACUCAGUCUCUUUCUUUGGCAACAGUCCGGUGUAAAAUUGCAUCUGUUCAUUUCCAGGCCUCGAAGACAUCGAAAAAGUUCCUGGACGGAGCUUUAGAUUCUGUGUCAGAGGCGACCCAAUCAUUAGGGUUGCAAUUAAGAGGCAGCGCAAACGACCUAGAUGAACUGCUGGUGGAAGCCGCAAGACUGAAGAAGCUGGCUCUUGCGUGGUUCGGAGAGGCUGUCACAAAAAGCCCGGAGACUGAAAGUGAGAAAAACCAAGUUGCCACUCAGAUCAGGGAAUAUCUACAAGCGUUCAUCAGGUUCCUCAGACGCUAUGUUGGACGCCAACCAGCGGAAGAUGGUGACGAAAAAGAGAUUGAGAUGUUCAACAAACGUGUUUCAAUUUCUAGAAGUAUCAUUCUAGCUGCCAUUGAUUCAACUGUCGCAAUUGGGAAACUUUCUAUCAUGUCUCAGAGGCCACCUUGGGAAGACAUGCUUCCAAUCUUGGCUGAUUGCCAUCGCCUGCUUUCGACUAUCGAAACCCCCGAUGAAAAAGAUACGGAGACAACGGAAAACCUAGGAAUGGCACUUGUUAAACUCUCAAAUCUGUUCUGGUCGCGAUACAUCAAAGAAAAAGAAGCCGGACAGGGUUAUCGGGAGCUUCUACCCCUUCUCAAACAAUCUACCCAGCUGCUUUCAAGUUGCUCGCCUUCCCAACGCCACACGGCGUUUGCAGCCCUCAAGUUCGAGAGAAUGGCCCAUCUAUACAUCGAGGGCAAUAUGUACAUUGACUCAGAGCUGAUGUUUCGACAAUCAAUUGAAGAAUACAUUCUCUCUGGCACUCUAGAGCAGAUUGUCAAGAGCAGCGAAGGACACAACCCGAGUUUGUUGAACCAGGAUCCUAAGAGCCCCGGUUUCAUGCUUGGCCGUGUAUUCUCGGCCCUUCUGAAGAUGAAGCUGCGCAGGAAGGGAUCUCACCCCUCUGUUGUCUAUGAUGAUGUUGAACUAGAAUUCGAACAGAGAUGUCUUCUUCUCGAAUGGCAGAUGAGCUUGCUUGUUGACAUGAAUAGCUCUUCUUCAAACGAAGAAGAGUUUCGCUUGAUUCUCGGCUCAGCUGUUUCCUCCCUCCUCGAUCUCUAUCCCCCUGACGUCUACCCUAUUCGUCGUUCUCGCGUGAUCCUCUCUGCCUUGCGGCUUCUACUGGAGCAGCCUACUGCCUUGGAUUCAACAUUGAUCGAGACUUUGCUGGAUGCAGGAACAAAGGCUUUGGAUGGCGGUUUACAAGUCCGAGAUGACAUUGACCUUGCCUCAUUCGCAAUCCAUAUUAGCAACUCAUUGCGAAUCAUCAUCGGUUUCCACCGCGGCAAGAUUGACGCAAGCGACCUGAGACGACACACUUGCUUCCUGGACUUCAUUGGCGCGCCAUUGAAGGCACUGGUUGACUAUACCGAAAUUCACGGGCUUUGGAAGGCUCAACUAUGCACCCUGGAACUGAUAUUACGCGCCGCGGAGCUCAAUCAGUCAGGAGAUUUGUCAGAUGCCAUUAUCAUUCUGUCGCGCUUGGUACUGCAGAAUUGCCGUCUGGGCUACUGCCAAAAGGCAGGUGAACUCCUAUCGCGUGGUGAGCAGUAUCUUGCUCAAACCAAGGUUUCUUCUCUUGCUACCAUUUCCUACAAAAUUGCACGGGUGGAAUAUCUUCUGGAGACCGGAGAGCCCGAGAAAGCCGCCACGGUUCUCUCAGCAGCCCGUACACUCUAUGACAAGUGCCAGAAAUCAGAACUAAGCAACUUGACUGUCCUGUCGAAGAUCUCGUGGGAGAGGCUGGUAGCAGAUGCCGCCUUUGUUCAGUCCAGGUUGUUCUCCGCACAGGGCGCAGCAACCCAGGCUCUGUACUUCGCAAAGCUGUCUGUAAGGCUCAACUGCCGCAUAUGGGCUAAGGUUGAGAGGCUCGCCCAAAGAAAGCAAGACAAGGUGUUGCCUGCUGCAGGAAACUCUGAUGUUGAGGCUGUUGCUGAUGGUAUCGCGAAACUUGAUUUGUCUCAGAACGGGUCUUCCCCAGAUAUGUCUGCCAGCUACAUCCAAGGUGCGCCUUUCUGGCCGCAUCUAGGUUCCCACCAUACCUGCUUGCUGAACCUCGCCACAUUAUCUGCGCACCAUGGCUUGUUCCAAGAUGCUAUCUAUUACGGCGAACAAGCGCUCAAGAUUGACAAGACCCUUGAUGCCAAUGCACGGCUACUGGCGGCGCAGACCCAGCUUGGUUGCCAUUGGAUUCUUAGCGGCCACAUGAGUGAGGGACAAGAUCAUCUCUCUGCAGCGGCCGAGUCAUCUAAACAAACCCACAAAAGUAUCGAAACCGUGUCUUUCCAAAUGGCGCUUGCGUCCCUGUACAAGACGCAGGGUGCACAUGACAAGGCACUCCGUGUCCUCCUGGAAGCAGAUAAAAUCAUCACAGCGGUCACCUCUACCGAUAUUCCUGCGAAUCUGGAGGCGUCGGGCGUGGCAGAAAUCGAAGAAAAGAUGGACAAGUUACGGGUUAGAGCAAGCAGCCGGCGAACCCCAACACCUACGACCACUACCGCUCGGCGGACCCGUGCAACCAGUUCCGCGACUACCAAAACCACAAAGAAAGCCCCAGCUCCAAAACCAAAUCUCCCCGAAGUCCAAUCUAAAUCCCUAUUACAACUGAAAGGCAGCAUCCUCAGGCAGCAAGCUGAUUGCCUGCGGGAAUUGCGUGACUUCGAGCGAUCUGCACAGGCACUCGCAGAGGCCAGACAAUUUUCAGUGGCCCGAGAAAGCAAGAUCGCCCUGGAGAUCGGCGAAAGUGAGCAUCUGUUGGCUGAUGCUAUUCGCCGUUUUGCCAGCCAUGCCGUGUACUGCGUCUUGCCUGAAUCUACAAUUUCGCUGCCGUCACUUAAGACACCAAGCAAGACGGCAGAUGAGCUCAGUUUACCCCCGGCAAAGCCGUCGACAAGGAGAACCAGGGCUCCAGCCAAAACAACGCGCACCAAGGCCCAGCGAGCCAGUGACGACUUUUCGGUUAUGCUGUCCAAGGCAAGCGAUUGUCUUGCCAGUGUCUUCUCUGAUGCCACCAUCCUAGGCUCAACGCUUGAUAGCCAUGCGGCAUCUCGCUUGAUGAGUCGGAUCUCUAUGCUAUCACAUGCGACUUCUCCCGGGAUUCCGGCGACUCUGGCUCAGUCGCCCGCGAAUAUGAAUGAGAUCGGACGUGUUGGCGCAUUUGCCCGGGAGCGUAUGGCGAUUGAUAUCGAUCGACAGCUGGCUGAUUUCGCCGACCCUCUAUUUUGGCCAACCUCGUUCCCCUCAGCUGUUGAACUGCACCAGGAUCUUUGCUCCAACUUCACGCAGGAUUACGUCGACAUUCUGCCCGAAACUUGGAAUGUUCUCUCUUUGUCAUUGAGUGCAGACCGUACCGAAUUUGUGGUUUCACGACUCCAAAAAGACCGCUCACCAGAGCAAUUCACGUUUGAGGAUGGAAAAGAGGAGAUGCAAGAACUUAUCAAGCUGGCCAACGAAAGUGCACAUGCAGCCAAGGCCCAGACGGACAAGUUGUCAAAGAAGGAAUGGUGGAAGACCCGCGAAGCCCUCGACCAUCGGAUGGAAAAUGUGCUUCAAAACAUUGAGAACAUAUGGUUUGGAGGGUUCCGUGGUGUGUUCUCGCCGUUGUCGCGGGAGACUACCGCGCUGGCCCGGUUCGCGAGUACCUUUCAAAGUAUCCUUGACAAGCAUCUUCCUUCUCGGCAGAAGGGUGGCAAGGCCGCUGGACCCCGGCUUACACUACAUCAGAACGUAGUGGACUUGUUCAUUGGGCUUCGCGAUCUUGAAGAGCAAGAAGAGCCCGAAGACACACUGAUGGAUCUUCUUUACUUUGUGGUGGAUAUUCUACAAUUCCAGGGCGAGCGUAAUGCCUACGACGAGAUCGACUUUGACAUGAUGGUCGUAGAUACUCUCGAUGCCUUGCGAGGUUACCACGAAGCUGCACGCGAUGAACUGGCGGCACGGCCGCCGAGACAUACACUCCUGGUGCUCGAUAAAGCUCUUCACCUGUUCCCGUGGGAGUCACUUCCCUGUCUGCAAGGAUACCCUGUCUGUCGGGUUCCAUCCCUCGAGUGCCUCCGGGACCGUGUUCUCCAAUUCCGCAAGGCAUCCUCCGGAACCAUCGUGGACCGCAACUCCGGCGCAUUCAUUCUCAACCCGACAGGCGACCUGCGCACUACACAAACAACGUUUGAACAGGACCUCUCCAAGUUCAAAUCCUGGACUGCAGUCGUGCAGCGCGAACCAACCGAAGACGAAUUCCGCGACGCGCUGGAAAAGAAGGAUCUAUUCCUCUACUUCGGCCACGGCAGCGGCGCGCAGUACAUCCGCGGCCGCACGGUCAAGCGGCUCACACAAUGCGCUGUUACUUUCCUAAUGGGAUGUAGCAGCGGCACUUUGACCGAAGCUGGCGAGUAUGAGCCCUACGGCACGCCGAUGAAUUAUCUCCAUGCAGGCAGCCCUGCGCUCGUGGCUACGCUGUGGGAUGUCACUGAUCGGGACAUCGAUCGGUUUACAACGACUGCCUUUGAUGCAUGGGGUCUGGUCGAGAAGAAGGAUAAGAAGGAUAAGAGUCGGGGAGAGAAUGUUGGGCUUGACACGGCAAUUGCGCGCUCGAGGGGUGCGUGUGUGUUGAGGUAUCUGAAUGGCGCAGCGCCUGUGGUUUAUGGAGUCCCGGUGUUUUUGGAGUGA